Messenger RNA from Polistes canadensis, 2791 nucleotides. RefSeq lists its product as uncharacterized. Bases 178 to 1950 code for a protein of 590 amino acids. NCBI's taxonomy places the organism in Eukaryota, Metazoa, Arthropoda, Insecta, Hymenoptera, Vespidae. The transcript has 4 exons. The record is from RefSeq and is a predicted model, not a curated record.
ACAUUCAGAUUUAUUUCAGAUAUAUUCGGGAUAAGGAAGGUCAGUAAUGUUUGAUGUGCAACAUUGAUUUUUCAAUAAAUGCAUUCAAUAUGAAUUGAUAAUAUAAUAUUAUAAUUGCUGGUCUUUAAAUCGGUAGAUAUAAAAAAGUAAAUUAAUCAAAUAAAACAUUUUGUGAUCAUGUCUGCCGAGCAUCACAGUGGAAAAGGUUAUACACCUCUUCCUCAAUGUAUGAGCAAUACCGACACCGAAGAUGAGGAUAAACAUAUAAUACAAAGAAAUGAUUUAACAAAUAAACAAACUAACGAUGAGAGAACAACUAUGGAGCCUACAAUGGUCCACGAACACGGAGUUUAUUAUCCAUUGGAUGAAACUAGAAAUUUAGCUAAUCGUACUAGGAAUGGACAAAAUACAAUUAAAUGUUACAGAGAUGAUAUACCGACAAUGAUAAUAGAAGGCACUACGCAAAAUGAUUUGUGGAAACGCAGAGAUAUGUCACCUUUUCGAAGAUUUUGUUUAAUCAUAUCAAUAUUAUUAUGCAUAGUAACGAUACUUGUGUUUUUGUAUGUUUUACCAUGUGAUACUAUGGUAUGUCCACCAGUUAAUAAACCACAAUCGUCCGUUUCAUGGGAGAAAACUUUGUUGAAUGUUGAGGUACACGGGCCGAUAACAAUUAUUCCUGGAUCUCCAUACGAUCUUAUAUUUUUGCUUAGAAGUCAAGAAUACAACGAUAGCAAUACAAAUUACAAUUCUAAAACUACAAGAAAAGGUUUUAUUUUAUAUAUAGACGGAACUAGCGGUUUUGAUUCCUGGUGGGUUCGUUUAGAAAGAAUACCAACUAAUAUCGAUUGCUUAUCCAUCGAUACGGAUAAAUCUGGAAAACCAGAUUGUAUCGUUGUCGGAGAACGUGGUUUAUUAAAAAGUAUAGAUCCAGCUAAAGGUAAAAUACAUUGGAGUUCCGAAGUACAUACGUUUUCAAAGUUACCAGUUAUCUUACCAGAUCUCAACUCUGAUGGAGUCGAAGAUCUUUUAAGCGUAGAAGUAUCGCAAGAGAAUGUAUCUACUCUUGUACUUUUAUCUGGUAAUACUGGCCAAUUGUUAGGAAAAUAUACAAAACACAAUUGUUCGUUAGUUAACAUAUACAAUCUAGUUUCCGAUGGUACUAUUUUAUACGUGUGUCACGACAUUAACGGUAAACGUAUUACGAAAUACGUGUCGUUAAAAGUACUUCUCAACGGUUCGAGUUUAUCGCAAAGAAAAAGAGAGAUAAAAGCGUCGCCGCGUAUCUUUAAAGUAAUGAUGUUGCAGGAAGAAAAUAAUUAUUGGAAGCCUACGCGUUAUCAUCGUUUGAUGGUUAAAAAUGAAGGCGUUUGUCCUUGGGAAUCUUGUAAAGCUACUAUCAAUCUGACUCUACAAAAUCAGCCUAAUCAAACGUUUCCUAUUUGGGAAUACGUAAGCCCAAAUUCGUUUGUCUCCAAACCAGCAUUUUUAAUAACAUCCGAAGAACCAUAUAGCACCGGGUUUGUUAUUAAAUUCUGGGAAUGGCUCGAUACUAAUCCUUCGGUAAUUAAUACGGUAUCGAAAAUAGUUGAAAGAAAAUUAAUUGAAAGAGUAUUAAUAGUUUUCGUUAAUUACACCGACGUACAAGUCAUUAAUGCUAGUCAAACCGAUGUUACUCAAUUAUGCAAUGGUACUAAUUGUCAACCAAAUUUAGAUUUACGAAUGAAAUUUAAUUCUAUCGCGGCUGCUAAUAUCAAUCACGAGGGAUAUCCAGAAUUGGUGAGUUAUUGGUCUUCGUACAAUAACGAAUCGCCUAGGAUGUUGACGUCCAAAAUAAAAAUAGUUAAAUUAGAUUUAAUUUUAUCCAACUUACCGCAUCCUAAUGUACAAUUUUUUAAAAUAUUACUCAACUAUGCUAAUUCUAUGCAUUCUACUGGCGUAGAUAAACGAUAAACGUUAACAUCAAAAUGUUACUUUAAUUCACACCAUUUAUAGUCAUUUCGAAUUAAUUGUAAAUCGAUUAAUUUUAUCCUAACACGAUGGUCCUACUUUUAAAUUCAUUUAUUUUUCUAUUUAUUUAUUUUUCUUUUUCCUAUCUUAAAAAAAUAUCUUAACGGAUCCUAGUGAUUCGAAUAAAAGUGAUAUUACACGACUGAAUUUAAUUUACGUAUUAUUAUUAUUAUUAAAUAAAAGCUGGCUUAUCGAAAAAUCUUUUUACUAGUCAAACGAUAAUAAUGGUGCCUUCGAAUGAGCUAUCGCUGUUACAUGAUGCAAUUUUUGUUACAAUUGUAUUACGCUUCAGUGCGCCUAUAUUAAUGUAAAAAAAUAUUAAUAUUAUUGCACGCGCGUUAUUAACUUGAAAAAUAUUAUCAUCGAAUAUUACGCCUACGUGUUAUGUACAAUUUAAAAAUUAUUGUAUGAUAAAAGAAAAAAAAAACAAAGAAAAGUCAUACCAUUCAACGCUAAUAUUAAAAUAAUUCAUCAAUUGUUACAUAUUGUUGCAACGUAAAUGCAUUUUUGGAAACUUAACUGAAUGGUAUCACAUAUUUAAAUGCCUAAACAGCGUGACACACAAUCCCUGCACGUUAAAUGAUUCGAUUGAUUUAAUUUCAAUUAUAUACUAUGCGCAUAAAUUAUAACAUAUAAAUAUGUAGAAACAAACUAUUGCUGGAAUCAUCGUUCUAGUUAUCAAAAUGUACUACUCAUUUGUACGAUAGAUUUAAAAAUUAGCAACUAAACAAUUGUAUCUAUGUAAAUCAUGUCACAAAUAUAUUGUUUUCCAAUGGGCUAGAUG